Molecule: messenger RNA, 774 nt
Organism: Lizanozyma spartinae
Lineage: Eukaryota; Fungi; Ascomycota; Pichiomycetes; Serinales; Debaryomycetaceae
Exons: 1
Coding region: 1-774 (257 amino acids)
Biological process (GO): spliceosomal complex assembly
Cellular component (GO): U2-type prespliceosome; catalytic step 2 spliceosome; U2 snRNP
Molecular function (GO): zinc ion binding; nucleic acid binding
Source: RefSeq, a predicted model, not a curated record
AUGGAUUACUCAGACCGGGUCAAUUCCAAGCAAGGAUCUGGAGGUGUAGCGGACACCUCCGAAACCAAGGUUCAUGUACGAAAGAGAAUACAAGAGCUUUUAGCCACCAAAGUAUUAGAUCUUGAUAAUGAUCCCUAUGCAUUAAGAAACCAUCUAGGACUCUUGGAAUGUCGACUAUGUUUAACUACACAUGUUAGUGAAAGCUCUUACAUAGCCCAUUUGGGAGGUCGAAAGCAUCAGAUGAACUUGGAGAAACGUAAGGUAUUAGAUGAAAAGUACCAAAGAGCCAAUGGGAUAAAUACUGGUACCGAUGGCAGUGGUAAUAUAGCUGAAGACAAUGACAGAAUCUCCAUUAGUAACAUAGAGAAGAGGAGCUGGGAUAAGAUAGGAAAGCCUGGUUACAAGGUGACUAAACUUCGAGAUCCAGAACUGUUAAGACUUGGAUUACUAUGGGACAUUGAAUUACCCUUAAUUACAGUAGAAGAACCAAGUUUUGUUAUUAUGAGUUACUAUGAGUUGACCAUUAAGAAUAAGAACAUAAUGAAGUCAUUUUUAGAUACCACCGAAGGGUUUGACCCUGCGGAAUUUAAUCCGGAAAAUUGUCAGUACUUGGUAGUCUCUGGUGAACCUUAUAGUAAUAUUUGUUUUAUUAUACCUGGAGAUUUACCAUUGGAUCGACCUGAAGAUCCUCAGCAAAUGAAUACAAACUUUUGGUGGUAUUGGGAUAAGGAUACUAGGCAUUAUUACAUUCAGGUACUUUUUGGGAACAAAUAG